CUCUCUCUAUAACAGCACCCAGAGUCCCAGACCCAUAUCCCAACUCUACUCUCCCAAUUCGUCUCCACCUUCUCUCUCUCUCUCUCUCGCUCUCUAAAACUCUCUCACCAUGUCGAAGUUCGAAGACGAAAAGAAGACAAUGGCGGCACAAGCGGUGGCUCCGCCUCCGUCUCCUGGCAGGACUCCUCCACUGGCGUCGCUGUACGUGGGUGAUCUGGACCCACAAGCAACGGAGAUCGACCUCUUCGAAACCUUCCGCCAAAUGGGUCCACUCGUCUCCGUUCGCCUCUGCAGAGACAGACUCUCCCACCAAUCUCUUCGUUAUGCUUACGUCAACUUCUUCUCUCCUUCUGACGCCUCUAAGGCUCUCGCUUGUCUGAACCACACUGAAUUGAAGGGGAAACCCAUGAGAAUAAUGUGGCGUCAAAACAACCCUCUUACUAGAAAGACUGGUGUCGGCAAUGUCUUCGUCAAGAACCUUGACCCUUGUAUUACCAGUGCUUGGUUGCAGGGAAUUUUCUGCAAAUUUGGAACUAUACUUUCUUGCAAGGUAGCUGAGGAACACGGGAAGAGCAAGGGUUUCGGUUUUGUUCAGUUCGAUUCAGAGGAUUCUUCCGUGACUGCUGUCAAUGCUCUCCAUGGCACAAUGCUUGAAGGAAAGAAUUUAUAUGUGUCCAAAUUUGUAAAGAAAAGUGAGAGAAAGGAUGCUUACGAGGAACCAAAAUUUGCAAAUCUCUAUGUCAAAAAUCUGGGCGAGUUUGUGACAGAAGACAUCCUUGUAGAAAAGUUUUCUGAAUAUGGGAAGGUCCGCAAUGUUUUGAUCAUGAAAGAUGAUGAGGGGAAAUCAAAGGGUUUCGGAUUUGUCAACUUUGAGUCAUAUGAGGAGGCUAAGAAGGCUGUUGAGGCCUUGAAUGGUUCACUCCUAGGAUCAGAGAAGUUGUUUGUUGGAAGGGCUCAGAAGAAGGCCGAAAGGGAAGAGCUUCUGAAACGUGAACACAAGUUAACCAAUUCCAAUAUUGAAAUGCCCAAGGUUUCAAAUCUGUAUGUGAAGUAUCUUGGUGCAUCUGUUGAUGAAGGACAACUAGAAGAACAUUUUGGUGCUUUCGGAAAGGUGACUUCUGCAAAAGUGAUGCGCCACGAAAGUGGGAUUAGUAAAGGAUUUGGCUUUGUGAACUUCUCCACUCCUGCAGAAGCAAAGAGGGCUUUGGAUGCACUUCAUGGAACUGACUUUAAAGGAAGGGAUCUGUAUGUGUCUGUAGCUCAGAGUAAAGAAGAACGCCAAAGAGAAAUGCAGAGUAAUACACACCAUCCACCUCGGGCUUUCUAUCCUUCUGAUUCCAAAAGCUAUACCCCUAUUCUUGAUCAAGCCUAUUGCGGUUUCCCUCCUUUUCCUACUACAAAUCAGGCAAUGAUGUACAGACAGUGUGUUAGAAGUGAGGGUGCAAUGUACCCGUUUAUGGCACAAGGUUACCACAGAAAUGAUUCUGCAUACAUUCCUUCAAGACAAUCGCAGCAACAGACCUACCUGGACUUUGCUUACCAACAUCCAAUGGGAUAUCCGGACUCUAUUUCACCCACCAGAAAUCUAGACUACAGGAGUUUCAGGUCUCUGCAGAUAUCAAGGGACAAGAGAAGCAGAGCUGAACAAGUUUAUUCUAAAGGCUACGUGGGUACAAGAAGUUUUAACCCAGCCCCAUAUCUUGGAAACUGCAACCAAAAUGCCGGGAAAAAACUUCACCCUCUGGGGGAAAAUCUGCAGCGUGGGCAUGAGGCAAAGAAAACAGGAGUGGUGUUGGAAAUGAAGAAAUCUGAUGCCCACGAGGUACUAAACUCAUCACAGUCCCCAGCAGCGCAUCUUGGGAAAACAAUACAAGUGCCGGGGGAUGUAAACUCGUGGACCAUUCGCGAUGAUCGUGUUGCUCAGCUGCACAAGUCCGCCCGCUGCUUGAGCUACUGAUCCACAGGAUUUCCUCAAACACAUCUAACAAGUCAAGCACUUCCGUAUCCAGUUUUAUCAGCACUUUGAUUCUUCCAUUGCUGUAUUUCAAACUGUUGGUACAGCUUAGAAUUUCUUCUAAGACGAUGUGUUCUUUUUCCUUUGGCUUGUAUGUACUUCAGCAACUUGGUACUGGUUUCAUACAUGUUCAAGAAGAGAUUUUGGACUUUUCAUACACCUUUGUCACGGUUCACAUAUAUGUUGAACGCAACUCUGCAUUUUUCUUCUAUGUCGGUUUUGUAUGCAUAAACCGCUUAUAAUCUAAAAAGCUUCAUAUAAUACCACACAGCUUGUAAGAUAAUCCCGAAAAUACAAAUAAAAUCCUGGAUCCAAGGAUGUCUUAUCCGUUUUCAGGAUAUAGUGGAUGCCCUUACUACACUACAAGCACUGCAAUAAAUCAAGUUUGUAUGAAAACCAUGGUGAUCACAUGACAUUAUAGGAGUAGAACCUAGCAGAGGCACAGACAAUGCAACUUCAUCCGAUGAGACCGAUUCCAUCAAUGAUCAAAGCAUCGGCAAGAACCUGGUUAGCAGCCUCAGACGGAUGGACACUGUCCCAAAACACAUAUUGUGUAGCAUUACUACAAGUGCCCGGGGAAUGUGGAUUGCACAACAGCGAUGUCGUCUCCACCGUCCCGGUCCCACAGCAA
This is a messenger RNA of Rhododendron vialii, 2645 nucleotides long. RefSeq names its product polyadenylate-binding protein 6-like. The coding region runs from base 110 to 1957 and encodes 615 amino acids. Gene Ontology annotation, cellular component: cytosol. The transcript has 8 exons. NCBI's taxonomy places the organism in Eukaryota, Viridiplantae, Streptophyta, Magnoliopsida, Ericales, Ericaceae. The record is from RefSeq and is a predicted model, not a curated record. Gene Ontology annotation, molecular function: mRNA binding.